AUUUUCCCACCACAGUUCUCACAGGCGCGGACACUCUUUUUUUUUUUGUUGUUGUUCGAAAAGCAUCUAUCCACGAAGAACCCUAGCUGCUGCUACCUAAAAUCCAAUCAAUCACACUUGUCUGCUUUGAGACAAAAGGCGGAUGUAAAAUCUUCUUGCUCGCUCCCAGAAAGAAAUGGACAGCUCCCAGAAGAAGAAGAAGAUCGAAACCCCAACUCCAAAAUCUAAAUUCGAGGAUUCUCCAGUGUUCAACUUCAUUAACAAUCUCUCUCCGAUUGAAACCGUCAGAUCAAUCCCCACUGUUCAGACCUUCAACUCUCUCAGUUUCACUUCUCCUCCUCCUGUCUUCACCUCUCCUCACGCCUCUUUUCACCGGGAGUCCAGAUUCUUCAGAUGUCAUAACUCUGUUGAGCGUUCAAAGGCUUUAGAGUCUCUAGAUUCUACACAAGAAGUUGUUGGAGGAGCAUCAGGUGAAGUAGAUCUAAACAAAGAUGCUACUUUGGAAGAAGAAGAAGAAGAAGAAGAAGAAGAAACUUCUUGUGGUCAUGUUGACUCUCCUCCUGGCCCUGGAGAUAUUGUUACCCAAGUGCUGUUAGAUCCAUCUGGUGGUGCUCCGCGAGGAGAAGACAAUGCUUCUUCUUCUGAGGAUGUCCGGAAGAUUCUUGAUGCUCAGGGAGAGAAUGACACUCCGGGUUGUGGACGUUUGAUGGCAGAUGCAGCUGAGCUUUUAGUGUUUCGAUCUCCUAAUGACUCUGAGGCUUUUGGAUGUCUUGUCGAUAAAAUAUCUAGCUCUGAGAGACGUUUCUGCGCUGGUGUCAAGCUAACUAAGCAGAAUGAUAUCACCAAAGAUGUUCCAGCCAAUGAUAAUGAGCCUUUGGCUUUAGUUCCCAAUCAGUCUGUCUUAAGUUUGCAUCGUGGUAGCAUGAGAAGACGCUGUCUAGACUUUGAGGUGCUAGGGAAGCGGAAGAAGGAUAUAGCUGAUGAUGAUAAGCAAACUUUGGGUGACAACAAGGCGGAAUCUUCCUCAAAAUGCGUUGUACCUGGUAUUGGUCUCCAUCUAAACGCCAUUCCUAUGUCCUCAAAGGCCAUCAAGAUCAACACCAGACAUGAGGGUUCAGCAUCUGUUGAGGUUCAAAAGAGUUUCCCAGGCUCUAUCACUCCUGUUCACUCCCAAGACAUCAUGCAAGAAACUUUGGUCCAAGCAGAAACUGAAGCUGGGGAAGGGUUAGCUGUAGAAGAAGAAACUCCCAAACCAUUGGUGUUUGAAGAGUUGAAUCAGGACAGUUUUCAGAAAAAGAAGCGUAAGGUUGAAGAACCUGGAGAGGGCGAUUCGUGUAAGCGAUGCAACUGCAAAAAGUCCAAGUGUUUGAAGCUUUACUGUGAAUGCUUUGCGGCUGGGGUUUAUUGCAUAGAGCCAUGUUCAUGUGUAGAUUGCUUCAACAGACCUAUCCAUGAAGACACUGUCUUGGCUACCCGCAAACAGAUUGAAUCCCGAAACCCACUUGCAUUUGCUCCCAAAGUCAUCAGAAACUCUGAUUCCAUCAUGGAGACUAGUGAUGAUGCAAGCAAAACUCCAGCUUCUGCACGACACAAACGAGGCUGCAACUGCAAGAAAUCAAACUGUCUGAAGAAAUACUGUGAAUGUUUUCAGAGUGGAGUUGGCUGCUCCAUAAACUGUAGAUGUGAAGGAUGUAAGAAUGCAUUCGGCAAAAAAGAGGCGUAUUUACUUGCUAUCAUGGAGAGCAAACAAGAGGAAGAUGUAUCAAAAAUCCAACAAAACUCCGACCUGCCGAAAGAAGUCGAGCAGAACCCAAGUUCUGAUCAACCUUCAACACCACUGCCACCGUACAGACAUAUGGUGGUCCAUCAGCCAUUUUUGUCUAAGAACAGGCUGCCUCCUACACAGUUUUUUCUCGGCGCAGGUUCUUCCUCUUUUAGAAAGCCAGACCGUGAUUUAACGCAGGCAAGGAUUGAUAAGAAGCCUCUUGAAACUGUGGCCCAAGACAAAACAGAGAUUAUGCCUGAGAUUCUCAGCGAUACUCCUAUAACUACCGUCAAGGCCAUCUCUCCCAACAGCAAGAGAGUCUCUCCUCCUCACAUUGGCUCCUCGGAAUCAGGUUCCAUCCUUGGGAAGAGAACUAAUGGCCGGAAACUGAUUCUACGGUCUAUUCCAGCUUUUCCUUCUCUUAACCCAAAUCAGUGAAAAUAAAAGUGCCAUUUGGUCAACUAUUUGUAUCUUUGUAAGGUUCUAGAUGAUUUCAAGCCUAUCUCUGUUUCGAAAUAUAAGCAACAUAUUCUUGUAAGAUGCUCUUAUCUUUUAGCAGGUAAUGUAAUAUCACAUUCUAGUUUAUAUAAAGCAUCCAAAAAUGGACUUAGAUA
Molecule: messenger RNA, 2379 nt
Organism: Raphanus sativus (radish)
Lineage: Eukaryota; Viridiplantae; Streptophyta; Magnoliopsida; Brassicales; Brassicaceae
Product: CRC domain-containing protein TSO1
Exons: 10
Coding region: 176-2203 (675 amino acids)
Molecular function (GO): DNA-binding transcription factor activity
Source: RefSeq, a predicted model, not a curated record